GGUCACAGGGAAAGGAGUUCUCACGGUGGAAGGAAGCCUGAGCACAGCUGUGAAGACUGAGAUUGAGGAGUGGACCGAGGCCAGAACCAAACACACCCUGCCUAGACUCAGAAGACAGUUCUGGAUCAGGGAAAGAGUCCAAGGAAGUGAAGGAUGAGGAUGAAGGGAGCGACGGGGAUCCUGAUGAAGAGGUGGAGAUGAAAGAGGAGUGUGGAGAGGGGGAGGGGCCCUACCUAUCAGAAGUAGAACCGGCAGCCAGUGAGAGUGAGGAUGGCUAUGGCCCCUCCUCCCAACGCUACACCACAGCUGAUUCGCUAGCCAGCAGCCCCGCCUCUUCUCAGUUCUCGAUAUGUGGGGAGGAUCAGGAGGCCGUUCAGGCUCAGAAGAUCUGGAAGAAAGCCAUCAUGCUGGUGUGGAGAGCGGCAGCCAAUCACAGGUAUGCCAGUGUGUUCCUCCAGUCUGUGUCUGAUGACAUCGCCCUGGUUACCACAGCAUUGUACACAGACCCAUGGAUCUGUCGGCCAUCAAGAAGAGUAUCGAGGCGGGUCAGAUCCGUACGACAGCGGAGUUCCAGCGUGACAUCAUGCUGAUGUUCCAGAACGCAGUGAU
Molecule: messenger RNA, 609 nt
Organism: Oncorhynchus tshawytscha (Chinook salmon)
Lineage: Eukaryota; Metazoa; Chordata; Actinopteri; Salmoniformes; Salmonidae
Product: bromodomain-containing protein 8-like
Exons: 5
Coding region: 198-590 (130 amino acids)
Cellular component (GO): NuA4 histone acetyltransferase complex
Source: RefSeq, a predicted model, not a curated record